AUGUUAGAACCAGGAUUUAAUGGAACAUGUACCAGUACCACUGGAUGUCUUAGUAACUUGACAUGUUUAUCUGUUACUGAGAUGGAGGGUACUUGUGGUUGUGAUAAUACUCAGUAUCAUAAUGAUAAUAAUUGUAUACCUAAAGGAGGAUAUGGUGAUUCUUGUAUUACCACAGCAGACUCUUGUAAUGUUGUAAAUGGUAGUUGUUAUAUGACAAAAUGUUCCUGUAAUGAGAAUUAUUAUACAGAUAACAACAUGUGUAAUUCAGUUGAUGGACUUAAACCUACAGGUGUUGGAAUAGAAGGCACAGCAACAUCAAGUAAUGUAACUAUAAAGUGGACAGUUCCUACAAAAGAUUCUAUACAGAGUUUUAAUAUUAAAGGAAAUGGACCGAAUAUUGAAAAAACGCAGUUGAAUAAAAAUUUUACGGCAGUGACUAUUGCUGGACUAACACCAAAUACACAAUAUACAGAUAUAAAAGUUGAAACUGUUGUAAAAACUGACAGAAAUUCUUCUCUAGUUGUAACAUCAGAUCCACCCUUUAUCAAUUUUACUACAUCUAGUCCGGACGGAGAACGGCUUGGUGUAGAAGGUUUAUAUAGAAACAACAAUCAGUGUAAUAAUGAUAGUAACAAUAAUAAUACUAUCAAACUAGUUUCUAUACAAACAACAAUCAGUGUAAUAAUGAUUAAAAUUCUAUGUGGUGCAUACUAG
Lottia gigantea (owl limpet) is the source of this 714-nucleotide messenger RNA. RefSeq lists its product as hypothetical. The record is from RefSeq and is a predicted model, not a curated record. The coding region runs from base 1 to 714 and encodes 237 amino acids. Gene Ontology annotation, molecular function: protein binding. NCBI's taxonomy places the organism in Eukaryota, Metazoa, Mollusca, Gastropoda, Lottiidae. The transcript is spliced from 6 exons.